AUGACUACAGAUGAUGGAUUGAUUCAGAUGUUCUAUGAUAUUGAUGUCGAUAAGUCUGGAGUAGUUGAUUGCGACGAACUGAGAGAAUAUUUAAGAAAGAAAGAGUUUGGUGAAUUUUCAUUUCGGAUAACUUUCGAAGAAUUUCGAAAAGGAUUACACAAAGUUCCUCAUACACAGAAAACUUAUUCUUAUUGGCAUCAUAUAUUACAAAAAGUUGAUAAAGAUAAAGAUGGUUACAUAACAAUGGAUGAAAUUUACGACAUGCUAGCUGAAAGUGGUAAUGCAGAAAAGUUCUCUUCAAAAACUUUGCAAGCGUUCAUACGUGAAUAUGAUCAAGAUGGCGAUGGGAAACUCAAUUAUCAUGAGUUCUUAGAUUAUUUACUAGAUCAACCACCUAGUGAUGAUGACCAGGCAACAAAAACAUGUAUUUAG
Messenger RNA from Heterobilharzia americana, 432 nucleotides. NCBI's taxonomy places the organism in Eukaryota, Metazoa, Platyhelminthes, Trematoda, Strigeidida, Schistosomatidae. The record is from the annotation of a GenBank genome assembly.